AUGACCUCCACGCCCACAACUUCCCACUUGGAUUUAACAGGUUCAUUUUCUACCCUUGCCUUACUCUUCUGCGUCAUACUGAUCCGUCCAGCAGUCGUCCGUGUCUCCGAAAUAAAAUGGAACCCGACUUAUGGCAGUGAACUACCGAAUCUAUACGUACAGCUCCAGUUCGACAACGUUAAGAGACGAACCAAGACUGUUAAGAGAAGCUUAACUCCUGAUUAUGAUGAACUACUUUCGCUCGAAUUAAAGCCUGGUGGUCAAAGGACGAAGGUUAACAUUCAAGUCAAGCACGAUUCGACAUGGAAAGACAGAUGUGUGGGCGAGAUUGAUGUAGAAUUUUCUGACUUAUUAGCGAGAUGUGCUAAUAGUAAAGUAACGGAGCUUCGUCUUAAUAUGCCCUGUGGUUCAGCAUCGGUAGAAACCGCAGCAGUCCUGCAUUUGCGUCUAGAAGCCGCCAGCGCUUUGAUGGUUGCUAGCCGAAACAUCGAUGCCACCGAACAAGCAAUCCAAGAGAGGGGAAUCCCGCAUGCCGAUCUGUGCAAGUCUGUAGGAACUCUUGUUUCAAAACUAGAUGUGUUGGGUCGUGUUAUGGAUGUCUUAUCACAGGACGUCUGGUCACCCUGA
Fomitiporia mediterranea MF3/22 is the source of this 627-nucleotide messenger RNA. RefSeq lists its product as uncharacterized. Bases 1 to 627 code for a protein of 208 amino acids. The transcript is spliced from 4 exons. NCBI's taxonomy places the organism in Eukaryota, Fungi, Basidiomycota, Agaricomycetes, Hymenochaetales, Hymenochaetaceae. The record is from RefSeq and is a predicted model, not a curated record.